UAUUAUUGUCUAACCCUAAAAUUAAACGGCUCUGAUCCGCUUUGUCGUCGUCUACCCCAUCGGACGGUGGUGGAGCUACAGAUGAGGACACAGACGAGGUGGAGAGAACGCUUCCCCCUUGACGGAACCAGGGCUUUUUCUUCCUGGGAUUUCCGAUUCCGAGUUCGUGAAGCAAAAAGGCCCCUGGGCACCUCUUCUUGUUCCUAACAACUAUGCGGUCAUCUGUUUUCCCCAUUCUUUACAGAGCAAAGUUGGGAAAGUGUAGCGUUGGGCAAUCGGUAAUUCAUGGGCCACUCCGUUCCUUGUUUGCACUCAAUAUAGGUAAACGAUAUGAAAGAGGUCAAGAGCAUGUUAAUUUUUCCACUUUUGCAACAACUGAUGAUAUAAAUCUGGGCUCGGGGAAGAAGAUGCUGGCAACAAACUUAGCCUCUUUGUUAGAAGAGUGUUCGGAAAUAGACGAGGGGAAACCCAAAAGUCGAAUGGAACUCAAGAGGUUUUUUGAAAAUCGGGUAAAGAAGAGGGUGAAGGAGCAGUAUGUGAAUGGUAAGUUUCAGGACCUAAUAGAAAAAGUAAUUGCCAAUCCAGAAACUCUUCAAGAUGCUUACAAUUGUAUAAGGCUAAAUUCAAACGUUGAUAUAACAACGUUAGACAACAAUACUGCCUCUUUUAAAUCCACUGGUGAAGAGCUGUUCUGUGAAAAAUUUGACGUCAAUGCCAAUACUUUUUCUAUUUCAACAAAAGGGGCAAAGAAAGAAAUCUUAGUCCUGCCUAAUCAAAAACUGAAAAUCAUUCAAGAAGCCAUUAGAAUAGUUUUGGAAGUUGUAUACAGACCCCACUUUUCUAAGAUAUCACAUGGUUGCCGUAGUGGGAGGGGGCACUUCACUGCUUUGAAGUUUAUAAGCAAACAGAUAUGUGCUCCUGAUUGGUGGUUUACAGUUCUCAUCAACAAAAAGGUAGACACUUGUAUCCUUGAUAAACUAAUAUCAGUUAUGGAAGAGAAGAUAGAUGACCAAAGGUUAUUUUCGAUUAUCCGGAGGAUGUUUGAUUCUCGGGUUAUCAAUUUGGAGUUUGGGGGUUUCCCUAAAGGUCAUGGUCUUCCCCAGGAGGGAGUUUUGUCACCUAUAUUGAUGAACAUAUACCUUGACCUUUUUGACCGUGAAUUUUAUAGAUUGUCAAUGAAAUAUGAAGCUCUCAAUGUAGAAUUCCAAAGUAAUCAAGAAUCUCAGUCUCAGUUGCGCAAUUGGUUUAGAAGACACCUGAAAGCCAAUGAUCUCAGCAGUUCAGGGCAAGAAAAUUUCAGCUCAAGUGUUCAUUGUUGUCGGUUUAUGGAUGAGAUAUUUUUUGCAGUUUCUGGUUCCAAAGAUGUUGCUCACAGUUUCAAGUAUGAGAUUCUAAAUUACUUGCAAAAGUCUUUGCACUUGGAUAUUGAUGAUAAAGCAGAGCUGUUACCAUGUGCAGGUCCACGCGGGGUUCGCUUUAUGGGAACCUUGCUCAAAAGAACGGUGAGAGAAACUCCAGCAACAAAAGCUAUCCACAAGUUGAAAGAAAAAGUUGAGUUAUUUGCUUUGCAAAAUAAAGAAGCUUGGAAUUCUGGGACAGUUCGGAUCGGGAAGAAAUGGCUGGCUUAUGGGCUGAAGAAAGUAAAAGAGUCAGAAAUUAAGCAUUUGGCUGAUCCUGAAUCUGUUCUCAGCCAUAUUUCUCAUUUUCGCAAACCUGGUAUGGAAACUGAUCACUGGUAUAAGCACUUGCUGAAGAUAUGGAUGCAAGAUGUUAAAGCAAAAGCAGCAGUGUGUGAGGAAACACUCCUGUCAAAGUAUGUUGCAGAACCAGCCUUACCCAAGGAACUGAGGAACUCCUUCUAUGAAUUUCAAAGGCGUGCGGAUGAGUAUGUUUUAUCCGAGACAGCUUCUACUAAAGCUCUUUUGCAAAAUUCUGACUCGUCUGUCCAACCCAUCAUCGAUACUCAGAUAAUUGCACCUAUUAAUGCCAUAAAAAAACGUCUUGUACGGUAUGGAUUGGUGACAAACAAAGGUUACCCCCUUCCAUCUUCUCUUCUCAUUUUACAAGAUGACAUCCAAAUUGUCCAUUGGUUUUCAGGCAUUGUUCGCCGUUGGUUGAGAUGGUACAGUGAGUCUGACAAUUUUUCUGAUAUAAAACUCUUAAUUUCUGAUCAAGUUAGAAAAGCAUGCAUUCGGACUUUAGCAGUAAAGUAUCACUUGCCAGAAAGUGAUAUUGAAAAUAAGUUUGAUGUAGAAUUGAGUAGGAUCCCUUGCUCCCAUGAUAUUGAGCAAGAGAUGGUGAGCGAGACGUUGGAUGUUUUCGAAAAGGAUGAGGCAUUAAUGUAUGGAAUUUCUUAUGGUGGUUUGUGUUUGCUGUCCUUAUCAAGAAAGGUGAGUGAAUCUCGUCCUUGCAAUUGUUUUGUUAUAGGCUGCUUUGUUCCAGCACAAAGUGUUUAUGCUCUUCAUGUAAUGGAAAGGCAGAAAUUUCCAGGAUGGAAAACAGGGUUCUCAAGCUGUAUUCACCCAAGCUUGAAAAGUCGUAAAAUUGGGUUGUGUAAGCAACACUUGAAAGAUUUAUAUCUUGGUGAUAUAUCACUCCAGUCCAUUGAUUUUGGCUCAUGGAAAUGAGUGAAGAUAGCAGCAUAUUAAUAAAGAGCAAAAUCAGGACUCAGCAGGCUUAAAUCACCAAUGAGCUUUGUGUACUCUGAUGAAGUCAGAUAGUUAGAAGCUGUCUACUCUGGGACUAAAAUCAGUGAUUGUGCAGAUGGUAUCUUGGAAAAAUCAAAAUGGGAGCCCGAUUUGUUUGUUGGAGGACAUUUGGUUUGCCUUGAUACUGGCUUUGAUGAUCAAGUUCAUACUCUUGUGUUGACUCGUUUUCUAGAGAUGCUGGUAGUGUCCAAGUUUGUGGGUUGCUUUACGGUCCUGUUUGGAUGCUCAGGCUCUUCCAGACUUCUACAGUUUCUUCUCUUCUCCACCACCAUGACCACCAACCUCCUCUAAUGUGAUGAAUAUUGCUACAAUCAUCACCUCCGGCUUCCACUCCACCGACCCAAUUAUGAUCUCCUCCUUAGAAUGCCGAAUAGCAAUACUCGAUGAAUACUAUUUUUUACUAACAGUUAUACAAUUAAUUUAUACUAUGUGGUGAAAAUUUUAAUUUUGUUUAUAAAUGUGUCAAUUUUAAAGUUUGUGUAUUUAUAUGACAUUUCUUAUGUUGGAUUAUUUUCUGCACUAUAGUUUUGUACUACUUAACACCAUAUUUACAUUAUUUAUUUGUUGU
Messenger RNA from Cannabis sativa, 3276 nucleotides. Its product is annotated as nuclear intron maturase 4, mitochondrial. NCBI's taxonomy places the organism in Eukaryota, Viridiplantae, Streptophyta, Magnoliopsida, Rosales, Cannabaceae. The transcript has 2 exons. The record is from RefSeq and is a predicted model, not a curated record. Bases 213 to 2627 code for a protein of 804 amino acids. Gene Ontology annotation, biological process: mRNA processing.